Messenger RNA from Leishmania braziliensis MHOM/BR/75/M2904, 684 nucleotides. RefSeq lists its product as hypothetical. NCBI's taxonomy places the organism in Eukaryota, Euglenozoa, Kinetoplastea, Trypanosomatida, Trypanosomatidae. The coding region runs from base 1 to 684 and encodes 227 amino acids. The transcript has a single exon. Gene Ontology annotation, cellular component: EMC complex. Gene Ontology annotation, molecular function: carbohydrate binding. The record is from RefSeq and is a predicted model, not a curated record.
AUGCUCCGCGUGACGCAUCUGGGACUUGCGGCGGCGCUGCUGCUGCUUGUGUUUGUGGCUGUGUUGUCAGUGUCUGCUGCAGAGGAGACCGUCACCUACUACGGCCGGCUGCAAAUGCCGCCGGCCUACCUGCGCCACCCCGACUGCUUCCAGGAUCUCAACAACAUCCAACCCGGCAGCGUGCUGCUAUACAAUGGCCAGCACCACUUCGUCGUACCUACAGCUCGCGACGGCACCUUCAGCGUGUACAAGCUUCCGUACGGCACGUACAUCUUACAGGCAGAGUACCACGACUUUGCGUUUCCGACUGUGCGCGUUGAGGUCAUGUACCGCGAGACCAGCGGUGGCAACCACGAACCCUUCAUCCGCACCUUGGCGAACGACUACCCCGUGAACCAGCUCGAGGGUAGCGGGCUCGACGAGGAGAGCCCUGCGGUGAUUCCCAUUUCUGCCUACCACAGCUACUACAUCCCCCGCCAGCAGAUGGAUUUGGUAAGUCUUCUCAAGAGCCCCAUGGUGAUUAUGCUGCUCAUCUCGGCCUUGCUGAUGGGUCUCCUGAAGCUGUUCCCUGAGGAGGAGCUUCGUGAGUCGCAGAAGGUGACGCGCGAAUGGCAGAAGAACCUCGUGCAGCGCAUGUCGACUAACAAUCCCGACGCCGCCAAGAGGCGCACCAUCACCAAGUAG